UAACCAAAGGGAGUCCAUUUCUCACUUUGAUAGUCACUGUUUUCCCAUCACUUUCAUUGAACACCGUAAAGGCAACAACAAUAUUUAUCCAUCUGAUUCUUCAUCUCUGUCCAUCUUCCAGUCUGUUUAUCAUCAUCAUUAUCAUUCCCUCAACUUUAUCUCUCCUCAAUCAUCAUCAUCACUUACCCAUCUUCCUCGAACAUCACUUUUCAUUCAACUUUUCCUUUUCCUUCCUCUUUCUUUAUCCAUGUUUUACUCACAAAAAUGUUCAACGGAAACCGGCAAUUAUACCAACAACAACAACAACAAAAUCAUCAACAAUAACGAUAAUAACAUCAACAAAACCAAAGCCAAUCAAAAACAGUCAAACCAAAUUUGAUUUCAUCCAUUGAACUAUCAAAAGUUGAUUGAAUGUGCGGCUCAACACUAACAUCGUUAUCAUCCCAACCAAUUUCAUCGGUUAAACUUUUCAAAAACUUCAUCUUCAUCGGUUUCACGCUUCUAUUAUCUUCUUCACCAUGUAAAGCAAAAUCAUUUUCAUCCAUUUCUCCAUCUUCAUCAUUUAUAAAUUUCAAAGAAUCUGGUCUUUUCUUAACUUCAACCUUUGACGAUAUCCUGGUUAAUCCUGGAAGCAAUGUCAUCAUUUCAUGUUCAGCCUCUGGUUCACCUUUACCACAAUCGGCUUACUGGUUAUUCAAUGGUAAACCAAUUGAUGCUGAAACUGAUGUUUCCUUUGGUAAACCACAAGUCCGUCGAUUCCCAUCCGAGGUUACAUUGACUUUAAACCUCACUUCAAUCGAUUUAAACAAUUCAGGCCUUUAUUCGUGUAUAUUUCAAAAUGACUUGGCUCGAGUUAGUCACUCGGCUCGUCUUAAUGUUCAUGGAAAUCCGAUAGUCCAUGAUUCCAUGGUCUUAGGUCCAGAAGGAUCAAAUAUAACAUUAGAAUGCCGUUAUGGUGGUUAUCCAAUUCAUUCAAUUUCUUGGGAAAAGGGUAAUCAGCAAAUCAUAACUGAUCAUCGACGAAGUGUUGAUACACUUAAAGGCUAUUUAGCGAUUAAAAAUUUAAUUCCGGAAGAUUCGGGUUCUUAUAAGUGUACUGUGUUUGGAAUCAGCAAUUCAACUGCCUUUGGUUAUGUUUAUCUAAAUGUUGGAGCUUCACCAACAAUUGAUGAAGUCUUCUUACCAGCUUCCAGAUUAGUAGAGGAAGGAACUAAAGUGAACAUUAUAUGUUUCAUCAACAAGGGUGAUCCCGAAAUACAUUUUACAUGGUUUAAAGAUGACCAACGAUUGACCAAAAGUGAUACAUUACCACCAAAUGAUAACAAUUAUUUGAUUGAAAGGUCAAACCAUUCAUCUUCCAUUCUGUUCAAGUCAGUCCAUGUCUCAGAUAAAGGAGAUUACACCUGUCAAGCAACCAAUAAAUAUGGAUCAGAUUCACGUAAAACUCGUCUAAUUGUUCAAUCCAAGCCUAAGUGGAGGAUUGAGCCUGCUAAUAAUAUUAAUGGUACUUUAUCCAAAAGAUUAAUAAUCAAUUGUGAUGCUGAUGGCUAUCCUAAGCCUAACAUAACUUGGCUUACAAGAUCAAGUUCUUCAGAUAGAUUCAUUGCUGUAAGAGAUGGUCGAUUAAAAACCCUUGAGAAUGGUUCAUUGUUAAUUGACAGGAUAAGUGAUGAAGAUGAGACUCAGUUUAUGUGUAACGCAAAUAAUGGCAUCGGUGAUGGACUUAGUAAAAUUGUUAAUUUUAAAGUUAAUCGACCACCAAAAAUUACAGCAGAAACAAGUUCAAUUGAAGUAAAAAGAGGAAACGAGAUUUCAAUUCGCUGUGUUGGUUAUGGGGAUUUACCCAUUACUAUGGAAUGGACCAGAUCAAUAGAAAAAAUAAAAUCUAAUGAACCAAAUAGCAAAUAUUCAAUGAACACGACCAAAAUGAAAGACGUUGAUGGCAUCAUAUCAAUAUUAUCAAUAAAUUCAGUUGAAAGGACAGACGAAGAUGUUUAUUCGUGUGUAGGACAUAAUGAUUAUGGUUAUGCUUCAGUUUCGAUCAGACUAACUGUAAUUGAGAGACCUGGAAAGCCAAUUAACCUGGAGCCUGGUAAUCUAACAAGUCGAACCAUUGAGUUACAUUGGAAGCUACCUUUUGAUGGUAAUUCAAUAAUCAAACAAUGUCAUAUUGUUUAUGAGCCAGUAGAUCAGCUUGAUGUCGGCUCCAAUAAUAACCAGAUUUCUUAUGACAAUUACAAAGUGACUGUGGAUGGAGCAGUUUCGUCAACUUUAAUAUCUAAUCUUCUUCCAUUGAUUACUUACACAUUUCGUGUUUAUUGUGAAAAUGCUGUUGGGCAAAGUGAUCACAGUGAUCCAGUUAAUGUAACUACUCGUCAAGAAGCUCCUGAAGGCCCUCCACAAUCAAUCAAAGUUUCAGCCACUGGAUCACAAUCUCUGAAAGUAACUUGGACUCCAGUUUCACCUGAACUUCAACAUGGACCUAUUUUAGCUUAUUAUGUUGGAUAUAAGACUGAAUCAGCCAAUGAUCGAUAUCAGUUCAAACAUCAUGUAGUCAAUAUGGAAGAAGAACGGAAUUCACCUUCCUUUACCACUUAUCUAACCAAUUUGAGGCCUUUAACUCGUUAUUGGGUUGUUGUACAAGCAUAUAAUCAAGCAGGCUCAGGUCCUUUGUCUGACCCUGUUGUUGGUGUUACUCUUGAAACUUCACCACCAAUAUCACCUUCAAUAACAGUUGUUGGUACAACUAAUGAUUCAAUUGAGAUAGUUUGGGAGCGAGAUCCGAAAGACAAAUCAAUUAUACGAGAAUACAAUCUCUACUUUAAAGAAGAGAAUAAAAAUUCCCAUAAUAAUCAUAUCAAAUUAGAACCAGAAUUACGAAGUUAUGUGCUCAAAGAUUUAUCAUGUGGAACAAAGUAUUCAUUAUUCAUGACAGCUACAAAUAGUCUUGGAACUGGCGAACCAAGUCAGAAAGUUUCUGCUCGAACCAAAGGUGCCGCUCCGAUUUCACCAACCAGAUUAUCAUCAGUCAUUUGGACCAAUAAAACUGAAGUUAUUCUCAAUUUAGGAUUAUGGAAUAAUGGUGGAUGCCCGAUCCAUUAUUUUGAUAUAAAGAAACGUCCGAAGCAUACAAAUAUCUGGAUUCCUGUUCAUGAAAAGUUGACGAUGAAAGGUUCUAAAAAAGAGAUUGGACUUCAUCAUUUUGUCCCCGGAAUGACUUAUAUCAUUCUGGUCAUUGCUAAAAAUGAUGCUGGUGUAACUCAAUCUGAAUACCCAAUAACCAUACCGAGUCAUGAUUCAACAAUAUCUCAGUCAUCAUCUAGAAGCUCUUAUUCAUCGGCUAAAAGUAGGAAUAAUGAAUUAACUGGUGCCUACGAGGAAGUGCCUUUAUAUCGGAACAUUUCUUUCAUCGUUCCAAUCAGUCUCUCUUUAGCAAUUAUUAUUUUCCUUCUUCUUCUUGCUUUUUAUUGUGUCAAUCGACAACCACAUCCAAUUUAUAAUCAUUACUCAGAAGAUGAUGGAAAAGCAAGCAAUUCUUUAUCUCUAUCUGAUUUAUCCAAUCAAAAGCCUGGUUCUCGACUGAAUAUGUCAACCAAAUGUAUGAACAUUGACAAUGCAAUGAAGGCUGGAUCAAUUGUUUCUGGCUAUUCAACCAGCAAUCAUUUGGGAACUGAAAGGAGUUACACAACUCACCAUCAAUACUCGGAACCUUAUUCAACUGCAAGUGGAAUCGAUACUCGCUCAUCUCUUGGCUCAAAAGAUCAUUUUGCUACUAUCAAACGAGGUGCCUCGGGCCCUAGACCGUCACCUUACAUUGCCUCAUGAAAUAAGAGAUCAAUAGGUGUACAUUACUUGUUUAACUUUAAUCACUGGUUGAUCACCUUAAACAAGCCUAAUCUUCUUGCUAAAUAUCAAAAACAUAUAUCGAUAUCGGUAUUAAAAUUGUAAUAUAUAUUUUGCUACACGAACUCUUAAUUAUCAAUCGUUUUCUGCUUUACACAAUCAAUAAACAACAAAUUAAUCAAUGAAAA
Molecule: messenger RNA, 4031 nt
Organism: Tetranychus urticae (two-spotted spider mite)
Lineage: Eukaryota; Metazoa; Arthropoda; Arachnida; Trombidiformes; Tetranychidae
Product: cell adhesion molecule Dscam1
Biological process (GO): dendrite self-avoidance; homophilic cell-cell adhesion; axon guidance
Cellular component (GO): plasma membrane; axon
Molecular function (GO): cell-cell adhesion mediator activity
Source: RefSeq, a predicted model, not a curated record